AUGCACAUGAUCGACGACCCACUGACGGAGGGUUCCGACGUGGCGUCGCCGGCAGUGGGGCGCGGGCAAGGGUUCUACCCCUUCGCGGAGCAGCAGGAGCUGGCGGUGAUACUCUCCCUCAACAUAGUGUUCACGGCGGGUAAGCACAACGGCAGCUACUUCGUCGUCCAGGCAAAGGACGCCUUCUUUGACGAGGUCAGGGAGCUGGCGGUCAUUGGCGGAGCAGGCAGGUUCCGUGGAGCCACCGGUUACGGGAUCAUGUCAAUUCACCUGUGA
This is a messenger RNA of Miscanthus lutarioriparius, 276 nucleotides long. Lineage: Eukaryota; Viridiplantae; Streptophyta; Magnoliopsida; Poales; Poaceae. The record is from the annotation of a GenBank genome assembly.